This is a messenger RNA of Tuber melanosporum (Perigord truffle), 3053 nucleotides long. RefSeq lists its product as uncharacterized. NCBI's taxonomy places the organism in Eukaryota, Fungi, Ascomycota, Pezizomycetes, Pezizales, Tuberaceae. Gene Ontology annotation, molecular function: transcription cis-regulatory region binding; metal ion binding. The record is from RefSeq and is a predicted model, not a curated record. Gene Ontology annotation, biological process: positive regulation of transcription by RNA polymerase II. The transcript has 3 exons. Bases 168 to 2477 code for a protein of 769 amino acids.
UGUGCGUCUUCCCUCACCCUUGAGAGGUCGGCCAACCCAUGAUAGGGUGGAUACCUCCCUCCACAAGAGCACUUCACAAUCGAUAUUCCCACAUUGGCUUCUAAUGGAGGUUCGUUAAAAAAAAAUAAGGAAAAUAAGGAAAAAAAGCACGUUUCCUCCGUUUAAAAAUGUCGGGUUCCCAAAGCUCGGGUCCCUUCGUCGCCGCUAAAUCUACCACAAGCUCUUCUGGUUCUGCGCCACCUACACAAGCACCCGUAACAGUAUCGUCUGGGAACGAUCCGCAAAGACGUAGCGGGGGAGGAGGCCCUGCCUUCGGAUCUAAUCUUUCUUCGAGAAACAAUUUGGCCUCUUCAAGAAGUAGCCAAGCAAGGCGUACGAGCCAUCGCAAUCGACGCAAACCCAGUGCCACAGCUUCUGAAGAGGCUGCUGCCGAGAGUCAGAUCACGAUGGGGACGCGCAAUAGACGUAAGGGUACUUCGAUCACCCACCUCAUGAGUUGGAAUGUUUCAACCACCGCCUCUCGGAGUUCAGAUAGUUACCGCUGGCAUGAUAGCCGCCGUUAUCCGACUUACGGGAUGGGCUCGGGUUACCACGAGGUGGACAAGGCUCGCUAUGUAAAUGCCAAUUAUCGGUUUAUUGUCCACCCCGGCGGAGAUUUCCGCGCACAGACGAUAAACCCCGAUGAUCCCUUGCCAUGGAAUCUUGUACUCCAGGUCCUAGCAUCAGCAAAAACACAGCAGCCCACCUGUCCUAUCUGUUUAUCUAUUCCGGUCGCUCCUCGAAUGUCAAAAUGCGGUCAUAUAUUCUGCCUCCCAUGUCUUAUUCGGUAUAUGGCUUCCAUCGAAGACGACAAAUGCCCACUGGAGAGGCGACCGAAAUACAAAAAAUGUGUGAUCUGCAUGGAUAGUGUUUAUCUAGCAGAAUCCCGGCCAGUCAGAUUCUUCACCGGGCAGGAAAAUGUGGCUCCUCGAGAAGGGGAAGAUGUUGUCCUGCGUCUUGUAAUGAAACGCAUGGGCAGUAUCCUCGCAUUACCGAAGGACGGUGCCCAUUGCCCUACGCGAGUGGAGGAGAUUCCAUGGCAUUUUGCUGCUGAGGUGAUGGACUAUGCCCGGAUUAUGAAAGGGACCGAGACCUAUAUGACUGACCAAUUUGCAAGAGAGGUGGAAGAUCUUAAGGUCAUGCAGCAGGAGGACGAAGCCAUGUUUGGGGAAGAUGGCGAAUGGGCAAAGAAGGCCGUGGCAUCGAUUGAACUCCAAAUUGAGGCGAUCAAAGGAAUUGGAAACCCAAAGGGCUAUCUCCCCGAUACCUUUGCUAGCCCCCCGGAAGUGGAGAGCGAGAGAAAGAAAGAAAAGAAGCUGGAAAUCAAGUUUAAUGGGAACGAAGAGGAUGUUCCCCUUAUGUACCACGUAUCCCAUGAAGCCCGUUCCGGUCAUUCAUCGAGCUCCAUUUCGAGGUCGCAAUCGCCUUCGCAGAGCAGACCUGGAGCGGCGAUACUGGUACCUGCAUCGGAAUCAACACCGACAGUCAAACUACAGCCCCAAGAUAGCGAGCUUUCUACUUCCCAGGUAGAUGCAAGAGACGCAGUACGGCGUCGGAAUGGGAGCUCUGCUAGGGGCGAUGUUCCGUAUUAUUUCUACCAAGCCCUUCCUCACUACUACCUAUCCACCCUUGAUAUCAAAAUCCUGAGAGCGGCUUUUGGAUCCUAUUCCGAAUUUCCUUCAACUAUACUACCUAGGGUUGAAAACGUGAUAACAGGUUACUCAGUCGACGACGAUUUCCGGAAACGUGCAAGGUAUCUAGCACACCUUCCUUAUGGCUGUGAAGCUGCCUUCCUAGAAUGCGACUGGACAGAUAUCGUUUCUGCGGAGGUUCUAGAAGCCUUUAGCGCUGAGAUUGACCAGCGGAGGAAACGGAAGCUGGAGAAAGACUCUCGGGAAGAGCGUGCUCGGAUCAAGGCAGAGAGCCGACAUGAGGAAAAUCACUGGGCUCUGGCUAAGCAUAUGAAGGAGUCACCGGUGGUUGAUUAUGAGCAGGGCUUACCCACGAUGACGGCGACUCAGAGCAUCAAUAGGACCGAACCUAAUGGUGGUGAAUCAAGUUCUGCCAUGGAAGCCGCUUCCCCACCUCUUAGCGAUGAUUUCCACAAUGGGGAGGAAUCUUCGGUCGCUGGCCUAGCAUCAUCCUCCACCAGUCUCGCCCAGGGGUGGACUGUUUGGGGAACACCUCUGGUACACCCCCCAGGGGAAACCGAACCUGCUAUCUCUAUGCCUUCAUCGGAUGACAAUGGCGGUUGGUUACCGGACUGGGAGCGGGACCUCAUGCUUCAAGAACAGGUUCUGGUAGGAUUGGAACCCGCCGGGGGUGCCGCCAGCAGCAGUGGUCGGACACCUAGCCAAGGAAAGGGAGCCCAGGGUGGGAAAAAGAAGAAGUUCAAGAAAGUUACACUGAUGACCAAUGGGGGGAAACGCGGAGCUUAAUGCGUGCAUUUGUCAAACCAACUAUCUGGUUGCUGUUCUGAACACCAUUCACUUCUAUCGUGGGUUAUGCACUGCGUUCGUUCAUCCGCUUUUUUUCCUUUUUUUAAACUGUUUAAAUCUCUUCUUGCUCCUGCUUAAAAAAUUUACUUUUCCUUGGUCCGAAGAAGUGCCCAGAAUCAUAAAGCAUGGCGUAGAUAGCGUUGGCUACUUUUGCAGAUGGUGAUUUUCGGCCCCUUAUCCUAAUCCUGCCUGGGUUGGGAUCUUCUGUUUUGUUUUGUUUCUAGUUCUUCGUUUUGGGGGAGGGAGUUUUUAGGAGUUUUUAGGCUACAUAUAUGUAUUCAAGAAGUUGCAAACUCCGAUAUAUUUCUGGUUAUGGGAUGAGUUCUUCGUGAUAUCCGCAGUUUACAGACUGCUGUUUUUCGAGCUGCUGUUCAUAUUCUUGAACCCUCACCUUUACACUUCCGCAGUGCUGAAUUGUGCUGAUAUACAAGUUUUGUUUUAUGUAGUUUGAGUGUACCAAAUAUUUUAGAUAAAAUAGAAGUCUUUAGUUAGUAAUAGAGAUGUUGGCCUAAUUGA